AAAAUAUAGGAUGUUUACAAAAUAGCAUUCAAAAUUUAGAUCAUUCCAAUGAACUAAAUGAAAUAAAAUCUUCUUUUAAUGAAUUGCAGGAAAAUUUGUGUAGGCAAAAUGUUAUACUUUCAGAUAAUUUAAAGUCUAUUGAAGAAAGACUAUUAAGAAUCGAAGAAAAACAACAAGAAAACAAUGAACAAUUAAUAAAUUCUGAAGAAAAAUUAGCUGAACAACAAUCAAAUACACAACCAUUAGACAAAUCUGAUCACCAAUCACCACCACUCAAAUGUCAAAAAUUUGAAUGUAACUACCUAACAAUUUAUCCAAUUCUUAGCCAAAAAAUUCAUAGAAAAAUUAAAAACAACUUAACCUGGAAAAAUUCUGGAGAAAUUAUUAAUAAUGAUUUUGUGUAUGAUCUAAAUGAAACUCCUGCUUCAAACAAAAAUAAAACAAUUACUCUCAAUUAUAUUAAAUUUUUUAUGGAAGAAUAUAGAUCUUCAUCAGCAAUCAAAAACAAAGAGAAUUGGACUGACUAUGUGAUCGAAACUAUUGCUAAUCAAUAUAUUACACAUUUGAGAAAAGAAAAUAGUAAAAGUGAAAGUGAUAAAAAAGAGAGAUCUAAAUUCAAUAGAAGAGCUAAUAGAAUUCGAUUGAAAUCGAAUCAAAGAAACAAUAUACUAAAUGAUUUAAAAAAUGAAGAGUUUCAACAUCCUAAAAAAGAAAUAAAAAUGUUGUUAAUGCAAAGAUGCACUUCACCAGAAAUAACUGAUGAUGAAUAUAAAGAAGAAACUGGUGUACAACGUUUAUUAGUACCAGAAUUAAUCUGGCGUAAUCAAGAAGCUAGACAGAUAUUGAAUUAUAUAGAUGAAAAAAUUAAAGAAAAAAGUAGAGUUGAAAAUCCACAAAGCAAUAAAAAUCAGAGAAUGUAUAUUAACAGAGAAGAUCCUAAAUACCAAAGACUAAUUCCUUUCAUUCAAACAUCACCAAUAAAUGAUGAAGAGGACUGGCCAGUGUGGGCAGAUUAG
This is a messenger RNA of Entrophospora candida, 1016 nucleotides long. NCBI's taxonomy places the organism in Eukaryota, Fungi, Glomeromycota, Glomeromycetes, Entrophosporales, Entrophosporaceae. The record is from the annotation of a GenBank genome assembly.